Molecule: messenger RNA, 1604 nt
Organism: Oncorhynchus keta (chum salmon)
Lineage: Eukaryota; Metazoa; Chordata; Actinopteri; Salmoniformes; Salmonidae
Exons: 4
Coding region: 1-837 (278 amino acids)
Source: RefSeq, a predicted model, not a curated record
AUGGCGUCGGCUACUCCACAGAACAGGAAGGAGAGGGCUCCAUCUGAGUCCCAGGGCAGUACACAUGAAGGGGCCCAGAGCUUCACACCUUCCCUGGCCAGACACUCGGAGCCCAGAACUCCAGCCAGCUCAGUGACCCCUGACCUCAGCCGGGGUCUGGGAGACACACAGCAGCAACAGACAGAAGCAGACAAGGGUCCAGAAGAGCUCCUUCCUCCCCCUCCUCCUGUGUCUGUGGAUGCUGAGCUGACUGAGGAUCUUACACCUCUCUUGCCUCCUCCACACGUAUCUGUGGAUUCUGAGCUGACUGAGGAUCUUACACCUCUCUUGCCUCCUCCACACGUGUCUGUGGAUGCUGAGCUGACUGAGGAUCCUACAUCUCUCCUGCCUCCUCCACACGUGUCUGUGGAUGCUGAGCUGACUGAGGAUCUUACACCUCUCUUGCCUCCUCCACACGUGUCUGUGGAUGCUGAGCUGACUGAGGAUCCUACAUCUCUCCUGCCUCCUCCACACGUGUCUGUGGAUGCUGAGCUGACUGAGGAUCUUACACCUCUCUUGCCUCCUCCACACGUGUCUGUGGAUGCUGAGCUGACUGAGGAUCCUACACCGCUCCUGCCUCCUCCACGCGUGCAGGAGCCCCCAACUGCCCCCCUCCUCCAACCUGUGUCCUCAGACAGACCACCAGUGUCUGACCAACUGAGCGCUGCAGUGGAUAGACAGCAGGAUGAAAGCACACCAUCUAGUGGAGGGGAACAGAAGGAACCGUCUCAGCGUAUCCAGGGCAGUCUAGAGGAGCAGCUAGUGAUGGUAGAGACCAAGGGUAAGGUGAAGGGUUAAACUGUCUGGUAACUUUUAGAAAUGUCACCCGGGCCUGGCACCUUUCACAUUUGAUAGAGGUUGAAUUACAGGGGAGCGAGAGGGGCUGGGCACCCUCAUAACAAAUCAGGUACUGUCAGGAUGGAGGCAAAGUCAAGUGCAGGAGAGCAGAUAAUAAUGAACAGGCACACUUUUAUUAUAGUUCCAAAAACCGAGAGCACUACAUAAAAUCAAAUGCACAUAAAAGUAGAGCGUGUAAACUAACACCUAACAUGAAGACAAUUACACACAAAACAUGGGAAACAGAGGGUUAAAUAUAAGUAGCUUAAUGGGGAAAUGAAAACCAGGUGUGUAUGGAAACAAGACAAAUGGAAAAUAUGAAAAAUGGAGCGGUGAUGGCUAGAAAGCCGGUGAUGUCGAUCUCUGAACGCUGCCCGAACAAGGAGAGGAGCUGACUUCGGUAGAAGUCGUGACAGUACCCCUACACGCGACUCCAAUGGCGCGCCAACACCGGCCUCGAGGACGACCCGGAGGACGAGGAGCAGGGCGAUCCGGCCGGCGACGGUGAAACUCACGCAGCAGUUCAGGAUCCAAAACAUUUGCAACCGGAACCCAGCACCUCUUCGCCGGCCCGAACCCCUCCCACUCCACGAGGUACUGAAGGCCCCCCACCCGACGCCUCGAAUCCAGGAUGGAACGAACGAUGUACGCCAGGGCCCGUCGAUGUCCAAAGGGGGUGGAGGAACCUCCCGCACCUCAGACUCCUGGAGCGGACCAGCCACCACCAG